AUGGUGUCCCAGUUCAGCCUCGACGCGACCGAGGGCGCCCGUGUCGGCAUCGUCGAGUUCUCGAGCGACGCGGCGACGCUCACGCCGCUGACCGGCUCUCUGAGCGAAGUGCUGACCGCGAUCGACGGCGCGUCUGCGGCAGGGGGUGGCACGUCCGUGUCGGACGGCCUGGAGCUCGGGCGAGUCGAGGUGAACCAGGGCGCGCGCGCCGACGUGCCUCGCACGAUCCUGCUGCUGACGGACGGCGUGCAGACGGUGGACGGCAACGACGACACGGCCAUCGCGAAGGCGGCGGUGGUGAAGCAGGACGGCAUCUCGAUUGUCGCGGUCGGGUUUGGCGGCGCGAAUGAGCAGACGAUGCGCGCGAUCGCGUCGGCGCCCAGCUCCGACUUCGCCUUCUUCGGCGCGUCGAUGGACGAGAAGCACGACGUGACGUUUGCUGACGCCGUUGGCCAGACGUACCUGUGCAGCGUGCGGGCAUUUGGCCCGUGGGGGGUGCCCCAAGCAGCGUGCUGCAGUUGUAGCGCGACCGAUCCGUUGUCGGCGACGCGUUCUAGCAUGUACGCGCCACUAGCGACAAACUACCACUGCUACUAUGACUGCCAACUGUGCUACCGCCGCCCUGGGGUCGGAGGUAGAGUCGGUGGGGGUGCCGCGCGCGGCGCGGGCUUCGCUGUCGGGGGCGUUUAG
Emiliania huxleyi CCMP1516 is the source of this 690-nucleotide messenger RNA. RefSeq lists its product as hypothetical. The record is from RefSeq and is a predicted model, not a curated record. NCBI's taxonomy places the organism in Eukaryota, Haptophyta, Isochrysidales, Noelaerhabdaceae. The transcript is spliced from 3 exons. The coding region runs from base 1 to 690 and encodes 229 amino acids.